Molecule: messenger RNA, 762 nt
Organism: Coniosporium apollinis CBS 100218
Lineage: Eukaryota; Fungi; Ascomycota; Dothideomycetes
Exons: 2
Coding region: 1-762 (253 amino acids)
Biological process (GO): U4 snRNA 3'-end processing; rRNA catabolic process; nuclear mRNA surveillance
Cellular component (GO): cytoplasmic exosome (RNase complex); nuclear exosome (RNase complex); nucleolus
Source: RefSeq, a predicted model, not a curated record
AUGCCCGCCCCUAAAACGACACUGAACCCUCUCCGUCGCCCUGACGGUUCAGCGACCCACUCUCAGAACGGCUACACCAUUAUCGGCGCAGUGAACGGCCCCAUCGAGGUCCAGCGGCGCGACGAGAUACCAGAUGAAGCCGCUAUAGAAGUCAAUGUCCGGCCGGCCACUGGCGUGGGUUCCCCCAAAGAACGCCGCAUUGAACAAGUCCUCACCACCCUCCUCCGCAACAUAAUCCUCACCCACGACUACCCGCGCACCCUCAUCCAGCUGACCCUGCAAAUCCUCUCGACCCCCUCCACUCACUCCACUCUCCCAUCCGCCUCCUCUCUCCCCGUCCUCCCCGCGCUAAUCAACACUGCGUACGCGACCCUCCUCGCCGGUUCCAUCCGCCUCUCCACAACCCUAGCCGCCGUGCUGGUCGCUGUGCCGAAGAGAUUCGGGAAGGGGGAGGCGGUGAUCGUAGACCCGGACCCGGAGGAAGGAGGUAGCGAGCUCGAGGCUGUGGCACGGAAGGGGGGUUUGCAUGUUUUUGCGUUUGAUGGGAGAGGUGAGGCUGUACUGGCGGAGAGUGAGGGCGAUUUCGGGAUCGAAGAUUGGGAGGAGGCGUGUGAGGCGGCGCGGGGUGUGUGUUGUGGGUUGCAAGACGAGAGCCCGGAUGUCAUGGAGGUUGAAGGGGCAAAGAGGAGUAUGGUGAGGGGGUUGAGGGAGUUAGUGAAGGGGGAGGUGGAGAAGGAGGGAAGGUGGAGGGGUGAGGGGUGA